Messenger RNA from Lodderomyces jiufengensis, 2367 nucleotides. Its product is annotated as MutS family protein. The record is from RefSeq and is a predicted model, not a curated record. The transcript has a single exon. Gene Ontology annotation, biological process: mismatch repair; chiasma assembly. Gene Ontology annotation, molecular function: ATP-dependent DNA damage sensor activity; ATP binding; mismatched DNA binding. Gene Ontology annotation, cellular component: nucleus. Bases 1 to 2367 code for a protein of 788 amino acids. NCBI's taxonomy places the organism in Eukaryota, Fungi, Ascomycota, Pichiomycetes, Serinales, Debaryomycetaceae.
AUGGAAGAAUCGAAUGAAGACGUUGAAGAGACUACAUUUAAUGUUAUUGAUAAAAAGAUCUUAUCAAUUGAUUUUCAAAGCUAUAGCCUAGGAGUCACUUGUCUUGACGUUGAAAAUAGAAAACUAUACAUUUAUGAAGACUUUCAAAUUUGCAACCCAAAUUCGUAUAUUGAAGCUAUCAUUGAUGAUUUAAAACCAAAUGUUGUUUUUGUUUCGAGUAGAUUACCGGAAGCAGCAAUUACUUUUAUUAAGAAUUUGGAGUCAGAUUAUGAAAUGCAAAUGUUCAUUAAAAUUGUUGCUGAUUAUACAAAAUUUGAUAUUGAACAUUUGGCAAAAUCCUUUGAUAAAUAUUUAAGUGGCAUUAAUGUGAAGUAUUUUACAGAAACUGCAAUUACCUCACCUUUUUUCAAAUUAAGUGUUGGUACUUUGAAUGCAUUAUAUCUUGGUAUUUCAGAUCAUGUAUCAGAAUUAUUCAUUGCAGAAAUGGUUGAUACAAUUGAAUUUUGUAAUUUUAAAAAUCAUUUAUUUAUUGAUGUAGAUCUGUUAUAUGCACUUCAAAUUUUACCAGAUCCACAUGAGAAAUUAAAAGCUCAUUCGAAAUCUCAAAAAGUUUCAUUGUUUGAUUUAGUAAAUUAUACAGUUACACGUGAAGGAUAUUUUUUACUCUUAGAUUGGGUAAGAAAACCACUAGCUAAGUUAGAUUUAAUCUUGGAUCGUCAAGAAAUUGUUCAAAUUAUAUCUUCCACUCAUUUUGAAGAUAAUAGAAAACAAAUAUUCAAAUUAUUAAAGCAAGUCAAAGGUCUGUUCACUAAAAUUAAAAGAUUAAAAAGUAAUGAACUUUCCUGGAACAAUUGGAAAGCGUUGCUCACAUUUUUAUCAAAUUCAGUGCAGAUUGCAAAAAUAUUGAAACAGUUUUUCCUCACAAAUUCAGUUCAAAUUGGAGAAUCUUUAAAAAUUGUGACUUUAUUUAUUAAUGAUGUUUUUGAAUUCCAAAAAUUGCAUAACUUUUUAUUAGAUGUUAUUGAACCUCAAUCGUCAGCUGAGGAAGGAAGAGUUAAAAUAUUGAAUGGUGUUGAUGGUGAAAUUGAUAGACUAAGAACCAUCAACAAUAAUAUGGAAGAGAUUCUUAAAAAUUGUACAUAUGCUUUGAAACAAAAAUCUCCAGAACAAGAGUUUAAUACAAUAUAUAUACCACAACUUGGCUUCUUAAUUUCAAAAACAUUUGAAGAAAUUGAAGGUGAUACUCCACAAGAAUGGCAACAAGUUUUUGCAACACCAACAAAUUCGUAUUACAAAGCUCCAGAAGUUGAGGAAUUAGAUGAUCAAUAUGGUGAUGUGCAUACCUUAAUCAAUGACAGAGAAAUAGAAGUGAUUCAAAUAUUACAAGAAGAAGUAUCAAAAUAUGAACCUAUUACGGAACAAGUAAUUGAAGCUUUAACUGAAUUAGACUGUUUAUUAUCUUUAAGUCAAGUUUCACAAUUACCAGAUUAUAACUUCCCAAUCUUGACAGAUGGAUUAGAUUUAGCCAUAGAAGCUGGUAGACAUCCAUUGAUUGAAACUUAUCAAAAUUUAUUUAUCCCCAAUGAUAUAAAUUAUAAAGAUGAAAAAAUUACAAUUAUAACUGGUGCUAAUUUUUCUGGUAAAUCAGUAUACAUCACUCAAGUAGCUUUAAUUGCUGUCUUGGCUCAAUUAGGUUGUGCGAUUCCUGCUAAAUCUGCAUAUAUAGGAGUUGUCGAUAAAUUAUUAACAAGAAUUUCGUCAAGAGAAUCUUUAGAGAAACAACUAAGUACGUUUGCAAUUGAUAUAAAUCAACUUUCAAAAUGUACUUCACUUUGUACUGAGAGAUCUUUAAUUGUAAUUGAUGAAUUUGGCAAGGGCAGUGAUUCAAUUGAUUCUCCUGCAUUGUUUGGUGGUGCUUUAGCUUAUUUUUCUAACAUGACUAAUUGUCCAAGAUGUGUUAUGUCAACUCAUUUUCAUGAAUUAUUUAAUAAUGAUGGAAUAUCAGAAAAACUAGCAACCACUAAAGCCAAAUUUGUGACUACCGAUAUUGAAUUGAAAAAAGAAGAUAAUAAAAUACAAGACAUCACAUAUUUAUAUAAAGUCAAACCUGGUAUUACGCAAGAAAGUUUUGGAAUUUAUUGCGCAAAAGUUUGUGGUAUACCAGAAUCAAUAAUUGAACGAGCAGAAUAUUUUGCAGAAAAAUUAGAAGAAGGUAAAGAUCUUGUUAAUGAAAUGACAUUAUUAACUGAUGAAGAAGAACUAAAUUACAGUUCUACUAGAGAUAAAGUUAUGAAAUUUUUAGAUUUUGAUUUUGCCGAAGAUAGUGAUAGAACUGUCAAUUUAUCAAAAUUUGAAGAGUUAUUUUAA